This is a messenger RNA of Tyto alba (common barn owl), 518 nucleotides long. It is a transcript of the gene COPS9, whose product is annotated as COP9 signalosome subunit 9. The record is from RefSeq and is a predicted model, not a curated record. Gene Ontology annotation, biological process: negative regulation of protein neddylation. Bases 76 to 249 code for a protein of 57 amino acids. The transcript is spliced from 3 exons. NCBI's taxonomy places the organism in Eukaryota, Metazoa, Chordata, Aves, Strigiformes, Tytonidae.
GCCCCGCCGGCCGGUUUCGUAGCGGAAGCAGGCGCCGCGCGGCCGGAAGCGGUGGGGCCGAGCGGAGCCGCCGCCAUGAAGCCGGCGGUGGAUGAGAUGUUCCCCGAGGGCGCCGGCCCGUACGUGGAUCUGGAUGAGGCAGGGGGAAGCACGGGGCUGCUGAUGGACCUGGCCGCCAACGAGAAAGCAGUGCACGCCGACUUUUUUAACGAUUUUGAAGAUCUCUUUGAUGAUGAUGACAUCCAAUGAACUUAAGUGACCAGCUAAGCAGUGCUGAGAUGUGGAUUUUUCUCUAGGAUCGCCUGUGGUGUCCAUUAUUUAUUAAAAUAAUCAAAACAGGAAAAUCACAGAGGGGGGGAAAAACCCUGUAUAAGCUGCUUGGGGAAUAUGAAAGCCACAUGGUUAAAGACAACUAAGGAGGGAAUUGUAGGCUGUUAUUUCUAGGAAGCUGUGUGUAGAUUUUUCUUAAAAUUUUACUUGCUGAUGUGCUCAUUCAAUAAAAUACUAAAGAAACCCCA